AUGGGGAAGAAACUGGAUCUUUCCAAGCUGACUGAUGCAGAGGCCAAGCACAUCUGGGAAGUCAUCCAGCGGGACUUUGAUCUUCGGAGAAAAGAAGAGGAAAGAUUACAGGAUCUGAAGGGCAAGGUCAAGAAGGAGAGCUCCAAGCGGGAGCUGCUGUCGGACUCGGCCCACCUGAAGGAGACCCACUGUGCGCACUGCCUGCAGCCCUACCGGUUUCUGGUCACCAGCAGGAGACAGUGUCUCGACUGCCAGCUCUUCACCUGCAGGGCCUGUGGGGGCUCUCACCCCUCGGGCCAGGGCUGGCUCUGUGACCCCUGCCGCCUGGCCCGAGUCGUCAAGGUCGGCUCCAUGGAGUGGUACUAUGAGCACGUGUGGGCCCGUUUCAAGCGCUUUGGGAGUGCCAAGGUGGUCCGGUCCCUGUCCUGGCGGCUGCAGGCUGGAGGCGGCUCUGAGCAGAUCCUGGGUGAGAGCAAUGGAGACAGUGAGCAGACUGACGAGGACGGAGAGCUGGACACAGUGCCCCAGGCCCAGCCCAGUGGCCACAAAAAGAAGCGCCUCCUCACCAUCCAGGACCUGGACCUGGAGGCCGACUCGGACGACUCUGCUCAGGCCCACCAUCAAGCCCCCCACCUGUGCUCCAUUCCAACAGCUGCAGACAGUACACAAGGGCCCGGGGAGGGUGUGCACGGUGAUGCAGACUUGGAGGAGGAGACACUGAGGAGGAAGCUGGAGGAGCUGACCAGCAACAUCAGUGACCACGGUGCCUCCUCUGAGGAAGAGCAGGGCCAGGGUGCAGCAGCUGAGUCAGACAGGAGCAGCUCCAGGGCGGGCCUCCCAGGAGAGGCCCCAGAGAUGUGCCCCGCUGCAAAACAGACAGAUAGGUGGGAGGCAGAUCUUCAGAACCAUGUCCAGUGCCCCAGGACCACAUAUGAAGAGCUAUCAGUACUAGAAGACAGAGUGGCCAUGACGGCCUCUGAAGUCCAGCAGACAGAGAGCGAGGUUUCACACAUCGAGUCCAGGAUUGCUGCUUUGCAGGCUGCAGGGCUCACAGUGAAACCUUCUGGAAAGCCCCGAAGGAAGUCCAACAUCCCUGUAUUCCUUCCUCGACUUGUUGGAAAACUUGGCCAGAACCCCGAGGAUCCAAAUCCAGACCUUUCAGAUGAGUUUGAGGUUGCUCCUACGCCAUACGUUCUGAAGAGGAAGGUGAGCUACACUUCUAGAAGUCCAGGAAGUGACGAGGAAUCCUUCUCCCGGAACUCCAUGUACCGAGGUUCCCUGACGCAGAGGAACCCCAAUGGGAGAAAGGGGAAAGCUGACCACGUCUUUGCGAAACCCGUGAUGACCCACCAGCCCUAA
Molecule: messenger RNA, 1359 nt
Organism: Elephantulus edwardii (Cape elephant shrew)
Lineage: Eukaryota; Metazoa; Chordata; Mammalia; Macroscelidea; Macroscelididae
Gene: MLPH
Product: melanophilin
Exons: 13
Coding region: 1-1359 (452 amino acids)
Biological process (GO): intracellular protein transport
Cellular component (GO): cortical actin cytoskeleton
Molecular function (GO): small GTPase binding; myosin binding; actin binding
Source: RefSeq, a predicted model, not a curated record